This is a messenger RNA of Rosa rugosa (rugosa rose), 1282 nucleotides long. RefSeq names its product loganic acid O-methyltransferase-like. Gene Ontology annotation, biological process: methylation. The record is from RefSeq and is a predicted model, not a curated record. Bases 49 to 1131 code for a protein of 360 amino acids. Gene Ontology annotation, molecular function: S-adenosylmethionine-dependent methyltransferase activity. Lineage: Eukaryota; Viridiplantae; Streptophyta; Magnoliopsida; Rosales; Rosaceae. The transcript has 3 exons.
CGGAGAUGUAUAAAUAAUGGUACAAGCUAGUAAUGCAGAGAGAGAGAGAUGGCAGCAGAUGAAGCAUGUCCAAUGAAAGGUGGAGAUGGCCCCAACAGUUAUGCCAAGAACUCCAUAUACCAGAAAGGAGCGGUGGAUGCUGCAAAAGAACUUUUGAGCAAGGCAAUUGCAGAAAAGCUUGACCUAGAAAUCCUGUUAGCCUCCAACAGUACUUUUCAGAUUGCGGAUUUGGGUUGCUCUAUUGGACCAAAUACAUUUUGGGCAAUUGAAAACAUUCUUGAAGCCGUGGAAUUGAAGUAUCAAAUUCAAGGGAUGAAAAAGUCUCCUAUAACCCUUGAAUUUCAAGUUUUCUUUAAUGAUCAUACCCCAAAUGACUUCAACAUGCUCUUCAAAUCACUCCCUCUGAACAGGCAAUAUUAUGCUGCGGGUGUGCCAGGUUCGUUCUAUGGUCGCCUAUUUCCUAAAGCUUCACUUCACUUUGUUCACUCUUCUACUGCCAUUCAUUGGCUUUCUAGAGUGCCAAAAGAUCUAGCGGACAGAAACUCUCGUUCUUGGAAUAAAGGAAAAAUCCAAUUCUCUCAUUCCUCGGAUGAAGUAAUAAGGGCUUUUGAAGCUCAGUUUUCUGAGGACAUGGAGUGCUUCCUGAAUGCCAGGGCACAAGAAAUUGUGUAUGGAGGACUCGUGGCACUUAUUGUUUCAGGCCGGCCCGAUGGUACCCCUCAUUCAGAUUCUUCACUGAAUGUGAUCUAUCACCUUUUAGGAUCUUGCCUCAUGGAAAUGGCAAGGAAGGGAGUAGUUAGUGAAGAGAAAGUGGAUGCAUUUAACAUAACUAUGUUUUACAUGUCUCCUCAAGAACUGAAAGCUGCUGUAGAACUAAAUGGACGUUUUACCAUAGAGUGUAUGGAAAACUUACCUCGUCUCUCCACAAUUGACAAUGUCACUGAAAGUCCCCAACUGAUUGCAUCUCACGUUAGAGCUGUCACAGAGGUUCUCUUCCAGCAGCAAUUCGGAGAUGAAAUCUUAGAUGAGCUCUUUGAUUUGUACCGUACAAAACUUGAAGAGAAGCCUUCUAUCUUUGACCCAACAAAGGCGAUUAACUUUCUCGUUGUGCUUAAACGCCAAGCAAAUUGAUUUGGAAUCUGUUAGUUAAUUUCAUUGUCUUUAACUUUAUUGCGAGUACUCGAUCUAUUGUUAUAUUUUGAUUUAUCAAAGUGUGAUUUAGAUCCAAUGAGAAUAGUUGUGCUCAGAACAUGAAAUUCAUUGAGUAGAUGAACAAGACUCG